Odontomachus brunneus is the source of this 3157-nucleotide messenger RNA. RefSeq lists its product as uncharacterized. The record is from RefSeq and is a predicted model, not a curated record. Gene Ontology annotation, cellular component: ciliary transition zone. Gene Ontology annotation, biological process: non-motile cilium assembly; protein localization to ciliary transition zone. The transcript is spliced from 3 exons. Bases 198 to 2531 code for a protein of 777 amino acids. Lineage: Eukaryota; Metazoa; Arthropoda; Insecta; Hymenoptera; Formicidae.
GUCAUCUGAGUUUACGAAUUGCCAUCACGUUUCCAGCGAUUUUGUGAUUAUGUGAUAAGAAAAGCGAUUGUAGUUUAUAAAAAAUUUUACAAUAAUAUAUUAAAAAUUCAAUAAUGUGAUUGUAAAAUUAUAAAUGAUAUGAAAAUAAACAAUCAUCUAAGAAAACCUUUGUGUAAAAAUUCCUGUUAUAUCGUGCCAUGUCUUCUCCUCGAAUUGACUUUAUAAGCGGAUCGAGGCGACGAUCGCAGGACAAGCCCUUGGAGCAAGACUUGAGCCUUUGCUACGCGUAUCCGAUUAUCGAUCACGAUCGAGAAACGAACAGUGUACUCACUAACGAGAAAAGAGUGUCGCGAAUAUCGAGCAACAGAGAUACUUCAGCCGAGGAUGGAUUAUACGUUCCUGAAAACCCGUUCACCGAUAAAAUAAUCAAGCCUUAUCAGCUCGAUGACGUUCGCAAAUUGGACUACGAGUCGCGAGAGCGCUUUCGCGGGAAAAUCGUGGAGAUCGCGAUACGCGACGUUCAUAUUCACGAAGCCAGCGCGUCUUUCGAGAUCACUUCAGUGUCUAUACUGUUUAGGCAAAAGUUGAUAUGCAAGACGAGCCAUCCCUUCAAUCGGAAGCUGUGCAAAUUAUUGAUCCGAAAUGUGGAGAACCACAAUCUGUCGAUACAGGUGCACGCACAGCGUGGAGAGUCCAGCAUCCUGCCGUUACCGUUACCGCGACGUUGCGUUAAAGAUCACAAGGUGGAGGUGGAUUUCGCGAUCGGCGAUAACUCGGGUAAGAUAUAUGCCGGCACCGUCACCUGCACGGUUUCCUUGUCGAGGCAAGGCGAGGAAGAACGGAAGGAGAGCAAUGCGUAUCUCUACGCGGUCAGCAACGAUCCGAACGAUCCGCAAAACUGCCUCUCCCUGUUGAGACCGCAACGGAAACCAGCUAAAAAGAAGGAUAUCAAGUACUUCUUACUGCAAGAUCCGGCGUUGAUCUUCGACACGGAACUCGACACAGUUCGCAAGAGUCGCUCGCGAGAACACAAGCCGCCGGACAUCGUCGUGACCGAGCAGCUGGCGUUCUCCGUGUUGGACGUGUCCCUGAAGAAUCUUUUCCAAGCCAGUCGGCCGCUCAAACCGUCGUCCAGCACUCGUAGGCAUCACACCAUAGGAAAGACGAUCCUCACCGUCACCGUUUUGAGAGGAGUGGAGGUGCCAGUAAGGGAGGAAUCGGCGUCGGUCUCACCGCUUCUCGAGGUCGAGUGGGGCGACGUCAUUCACACAACGUCGGUGGCAGACGGACCUGCACCUGUCUGGCAACAGACUAUGCACUUCGAAAUGCCGCGACAAAACGGCGAACACUGCGUGAAGUUCCGCCUGUACGACCAGCAUCCGGUCUGGGGUCAACAGUGGUUGGGCGAGGCGAGAAUUCCGUUGGAACGUCACAGAAACUAUCAGGAACUCGAGCGUUGGCUCGCUCUGUCUCCCUUAUUCAGUCCGGUGCUAUUGUUCGGCUACGUGCAAGCCAGUCCUGGACAGUCGCACACCAGGAUCUACGUGUUGAUGAAGUUGGCGCAACCAGGAAACGCCAAGUCCAUGGAGAGCAACGCCAUCGACACUCUGUCCAAGGGUAUUCAACGUUGCUUAGCGAUACCUUGCAAAGUGGCCGGCGUGGAGACUCCUGACGAUGCUGCGCGACUUGCAAUGCUGUUGUCGUCGUUGCCCGUACAUUACGGCCCGGUCACACCGCGUCAGGCUUUGAACGUGAAUAAGGUGGAUCAUUAUGGUCGAGCGGCUCUCUUAGCGACGCUGCUGCAGGGUUUCGGUUUGCAUUCCUACGUGUUGUUAGGUUCUUCGCAGAUAAGCAAGUGGACCGCGUUUGUUUUAAGCCUCGAGGAAGAAGACGCUAUUUUAUGGGAUCCCGAGAUCGGUGAUCACUAUAAACUCAGUGACAGCCGCUGCUCAUUGAUGAAAGUCUCUCGCCUGAUCAAUCACUCCGGCAUAUGGGAGAACUUGCAGAAGUCCAUCCUACCUCACAAUCUCAGAUACAACGUAACGAUUAGCAAAGAUUGGCGGCCAUUCGCGCCCAUCGCCGCUACGUCGACCAGCCAUCGAUCCGUUCAGACGUUGGAACUGGCCGUUGCAGACGAGGAGGACGUGCAAGCUAAGGAGAGCGCGGCGCAAAUGGAGCAACAUUUGCGAGACGAACUGUCCGGCUGGCGCAGUGCUCUCGGUCUAACGACGGUGUUUAAUCGUCACGCAGUCGCUGUUCUGCGAGGCUUCAUUUCCAGCAUACCGAACGACGUGGGACACCAGUUGGACAAGAGGGAUCUCAAGCAGUUAUACAGGGCUUAUCACACGCAUGGUUUUCUCUUGAACCUGCGCCAGAUCAGUCUCGACGAAUUGACCAAGCAAAUAGCUGCUACGAAAGUGCGCGACAUCACGGGUCCCGUCGAAUUCGCGCUAGUUUGCCACCUGCAACGCUACGUCGGAAAAACGUGCUCCGUAUGGUUGGCUCUGGCGAUUCUCAGGAGUCGCGGUUAACGUCACUGACUGCGCAAACUCUGUGAAACAAUGUUAUUUAUAAUAUAAAGAAGAAUAAUGCGCGUAUGUAAAUAGCAGCCGUACACCUGAUAAAGUCGUCUAUGCACAAAGUCAAAAAAAAAUCUUCUCGAACUAUAGAUUAUUUUAUAUAUAUUAUGUAAAAGUAUGAAUGCUGGAUUAAUAAAUAUAAUGAAAGCAAAGCCAUCGAUAGAAUUAAAGAUGUAUUUCAUUCGUACACACGCACUCACUCACACAUACGUAUAUUCUCUCUUUCCUUUUUCUUUUCUUUUUUUUUCUCUCGUAUAUCGAAAGCUGUCUAACCUUUUCUUAAUAUUCAACCUUCGUCCGUUAUCUGCACAUUAUUAUGCUAUAAUUAUAGUAUAAUUAAUUGCAUUUAUUUGUGUAAUAUUUGCCACACGUAUUUAACGCAAUUUUUGCAGCAUGUUAGCUCGUGAUUAUUAAUUGCUUGUGUAAACUAAUGCGGUUUUCAUAAUCCUCAAAAAAUGUGUAUACAAAUAAAUAACAAUUGAAUAAAAUUAAGAUACAACGUUUGACGCUUGAUUACAAAAGUCCUCAAAAUAAAAUUACAGAAGACUCGAUACCGAAAGAAUAAUUAAAUGUAAAAA